Molecule: messenger RNA, 1982 nt
Organism: Microdochium trichocladiopsis
Lineage: Eukaryota; Fungi; Ascomycota; Sordariomycetes; Xylariales; Microdochiaceae
Exons: 1
Coding region: 125-1873 (582 amino acids)
Biological process (GO): peptidyl-lysine dimethylation
Molecular function (GO): protein-lysine N-methyltransferase activity
Source: RefSeq, a predicted model, not a curated record
CCUUCCGGGUGCCCCUCCGUCUCCGUCUCCGGCUCCGGCCUCCCGGUCGCCACCACCGCAUCACCGCAUCAUCAUAUCACCACCACCACCAGAGAUACUCCUUUUUCUGACGUCGCCCACCGCGAUGGCCGCCCUCACUGCGCGGCUCGCCGUGCUGGGCGAUCCCUCGACCGACCCGGAGGACAUCCUCAGCUCCUCCCUCGCCGCAAUCUACCCGGACGACGUCGCCAACACCCACGGCGACGCCGCCCACGCCCUCAGCUACGCUUCCCCGCACUUGCCCAGGCCGCUGCUCCUCCAGCUCGCCGACCCCCAGGGCGAGCAGCACCGCCGCCUCUUCAGCCACUACCUCUGGAACGCGGCCCUGCUGCUCGCCGAGCUCCUCGAGAGCGCCACCCUCGGCGUGCCCCUAUCGCCGUCGUCGAAGUCGUCAGGACCAGCUCAACCACAACAAGUACAAUGUGAUGCCGCUCCCCGGAGGGAAGAGGCCCCGGUCGGGAACAGAGGCAUUGGCAAUGAUGACUUCCUCGCCGCCUUCAACAUCACGGGGCUCAACUGCAUCGAGCUCGGCGCCGGGACUGCCCUGCCGAGCCUCAUGGCCGCGCUGCUCGGCGCCCGCGCCGUCACCAUCACAGACUACCCGAGUGUCGAGUUUCUCGAGACGGUGCGUCGCAAUGUCCAGCACAACAUCCGCGACGAGUUCUCGCCCCUCUUGACGUCGUCGUCGUCGUCGUCGUCGUCGCUGCGUGGUGGCGGCUCGAAUCGUGCUGCUGCUGCUGCUCCGGACCCGGUGGUCAAGAACGCGCAGAUGGACGGAGACCAGGUCAAUGUACCUGCAUCGCCUUCCCCGGCAGCGACAGCGGAAGCAAAGCCAGAGGACACGGGGGAGAAGAGCAAGCGUAAACUAGCGACGGUGCAAGUCCUCGCCCACGAGUGGGGGGUCUUGCCGGGCACAGACGAGCACCACAAAGACGGGGAGGAGGAACAUGCUGCUCAUGUCGGCACCGCCAACGCCGGCGACCCCCUCGAACACGAUCACGACAGGAGCGGCGGCGGCGGCUCCUCCGCCACCAAGGUGUCAUCGCGGCUCUCCCACCUCGCAGCAAGCCAUCAGCAGCAGCAGCAGCAGUACCACCACCAUCACGCGUACGACCGCGUCCUGGCCGCCGAUUGCCUGUGGAUGUCCUCGCAGCACGCAAACCUCGCGGCGUCCAUCGCGUGGCUACUCCGCCGGCCCGGCUCGCCGCGGCCGCGACGAACACUGCUACUGCACCACCAGGAGAGCACGGCAGAUCCAUCCUCGUUGUCGUCGUCGUCGUCCUCCUCCUCCUCAUCAUCAUCCGCAGUCAUCGCCGAUGUCAGUAGCCUCAGCAGCAGCGCUAGCACCACAACAGGCCCGUCAACCAAGGCAGACGACAGCAGCAACAACGACGACGCAGCAGCCAGUGCAAUCAGUUCUCAUGAGACCAACAAACACGAGGAGAAGGAGGAGGAGGAGGAGGAGGAGGAGGAGGACACUGGCGGCCGUGCGCUCAUCGUGGCAGGCUUCCACACAGGCAGACAAGGGAUGCGCGGGUUCCUCUUUUCGGAUCCCACCGCCUCCGCCUCCACUUCCUCAUCCGACGACACCACCACCAUGGACAGCCACAGGGACGACAACAACAACAACACCAACAACAGCUGGUCGUCGCUGCAACCCUCGCCCCACCUGCAGGCCAACAGCCUCGAGGUCGAGUCCAUCCACGAGCGCGACUGCGACGGCAACACCCGCCCCUGGGCCUGGGACCGGGGCUACGAGGACCCCUCGGAGCGGAAGCGCUGGCUCGUCGUUGCUGUGCUGAGGCCGACCAUCACGACAACGACAACAAUCUAAAGAGGGGCCGGGGGGGGGGGGUCUGACAAACAAACUGAGGUUUUGUAUCCCCAUCAAAUGUGUACGCGUUGCGUGAAGACGAACGGCGCCCGCUUUGGUGCUGGCCCUC